AGUAGUAACCUAUGUUACAAUUUCAAUAACAGGAAGUAUUUCAGCAAUUUACUGCUGCGGUCACACUGUUCUUACAGGGUGAUACAGUUUACAGAAAAUCAAAACACGGAUAAUGCCGGCUAAAAGCAGAGCUUGGCGUAAGCUAGUGAAAAAACAACAGCGACAACGCCGACGGCAAAGACAGGCACGAGUACGCGAAAAAAACGAAGUAUUAGAAGAGGAAGCCAGGCGGUCAAAGCCCGAAUAUGAGGCGUGGUCAAAGCAACAAGCAGCGCUCGAAGAAUUUCAGCGCCUGGCCAGCGAACGUUUAAGAGAAGAAGAAGAAGAAGCUUGGUUGCGUCGGGAGGCAUUGGCUCAACACCAAUUCCAGAUUGAUAAAGCAAAGCGUGAUCAGGAAGAGGCGAAACUAGAGAGCUUACGAUUGCAGCAAGCAAAGGAAUUGGAGCAAGAACUGGAGAAGCAACGGAAGAAGCGAGAGGAGAGUAAAAGACUGGCUGAACAAGCUGCAGCGGAGUUUGAGGCAAUGCUGCAACGCAUGCAGGAAUAUAUGGAGGACACUGAAGACCGCACGCCGCCAGCUGAGCUGCGCCGUGUAGUGGAAACAAAUCCUGCAGAGAGAUUAUGCGAGUUCUAUACGCGCACCAAUUGCUGUCGAUAUGGAAACAGUUGCACAUUUAAUCAUCAACGUCCCAUGCUCGCAAAGAUCCUAUUAAUACGUCACUUCUUCACUCAUCCGCUGCUGCAGGUGGGUGAGACGCACAAAGAGUAUGCGAAUGCAGAUGAGUACUUGGAGCAGACACAACAGGACUUACGUGCUGACUAUGAUGACUUCUUCAACGAUGUGAUUGGCGAGCUGGAAAAGUUUGGCAAAAUUUUGAAUUUUCGUGCAGUGCGAAACACUUUGCCACAUCUAAGAGGACACGUUUUUGUGGAGUACGCACAAGAGCGCUUUGCACUGCGCGCCUUCAUUAAUCUGCAAGGACGCUACUAUGCAUCGAGGCGCAUUCAAGUGGAAUUCUCCAAUCUUAAAGCGUGGCGUGGUGCCGUUUGCGGUACGUGAAGCGCAUGUCAAGAGCCGCUACAGCUGUGGCUAUCUACAUCUAUUUCGCAAUCCAAACAAUUUGUUUAAUAGUAGCUUGGAGCUCUACGACACCCCA
Molecule: messenger RNA, 1157 nt
Organism: Drosophila hydei
Lineage: Eukaryota; Metazoa; Arthropoda; Insecta; Diptera; Drosophilidae
Product: putative U2 small nuclear ribonucleoprotein auxiliary factor 35 kDa subunit-related protein 1
Exons: 4
Coding region: 113-1060 (315 amino acids)
Biological process (GO): mRNA splicing, via spliceosome
Cellular component (GO): spliceosomal complex; U2AF complex
Molecular function (GO): pre-mRNA 3'-splice site binding; metal ion binding
Source: RefSeq, a predicted model, not a curated record